ACCCUUUGAGAUAAUUUGAAUAAUCUAAUUCUUCCCCAAAUCGUUUGUUUGAGAGAUAGCACUGAACUCAAAAAGCCAUGGCUGAGUUAACAUUCCUAUUGACUUUUGCUGCAGAACAAACAUUAGAGAAGGUGAUGGCAGUUGCAAGUGAACAAAUUAGCCUCGCAUGGGGCUUCAAGGAAGAUCUGUUGGAGCUAAGAGAAGCAUUACGCUAUGCUAAAGGCAUAUUAAACGACAUCAACACAACAAAGUUACAUUAUAAUCCUGUCAAGGAUUGGGUGGAGAAGCUUCAACAUCUUAUUUAUCAAGCUGACGAUCUAUUAGACGAAAUUGUUUACGAAGAUCUUCGAAGAGAGGUGCAAACAGAAAAGAUGAAGAUGGUAUGCAAUUUCAUUUCGCCUUCUAACAAUACUUUCAUGUUUCGUAGUAAGAUGGCGAAAAAAAUGAAGAGCGUUAAGAAUUUGCUGCAAAAACAUUAUUCCAUUGAGAUUGGUCCUUUACAACUUGUGUGUAAUAGAUCUGUAGAAUCUGAGAGUAGUAAUGUUAUUAGUCAGUCUCGAGAGACAAUCUCAGAGCUUGAUGAUUAUGAAGAAGUUGUGGGAAGAGAUGUUGAAGUUGAAAGUAUAGUGAAACAAGUGAUUGAAGAUGGUAGUAAAGAACAAGAAGCUAUAUCCAUCUUGCCAAUUGUUGGUAUGGGUGGAUUGGGUAAAACAACUUUGGCAAAAAUGGUUUUCAAUCAUCAAAUGAUCAAACAACAUUUUGAUAAAACUAUUUGGGUUUGUGUGUCUGAACCUUUUAAUGUCAACAAGAUUUUGGGAGCAAUCUUACAGAGUGUAACUUGUACUACUUCCAAAGGAGGGGACAAUAAACAGGUCUUACUUGGUGAACUCCAGAACGAGAUGCAUGGAAAAAGAUAUUUUCUUGUGCUUGAUGAUGUAUGGAACGAAAAUGAAAUUUUGUGGGCUGAGUUGAAAAAAUGUUUAAUAAAGAUCACUCGAAAAUCCAAAAGUAGCGUUGUAGUGACAACAAGGAGCGCAGAUGCUGCAAAAAUCAUGGAAACACUUCCUAGUCAUCAUUUAUGUAAAUUAUCUGAUAAUCAUUGUUGGUCUUUAUUCAAAGAGAGUGCAAGUGCUUAUGGAUUACCAAUGACUUCGAGCUUGGAGGUGAUUCGAAAAGAAUUGGUCAAAAAAAUUGGUGGCGUGCCAUUGGUCGCAAGAGUUUUAGGAAGGGCAGUAAAGUUUGAAGGGGGUGAUGAGAGACAGAUGAAAAUGUUGGAAAGUAUAGUAAGAAGUACAUUUCAAGAUGAAAAUUUUACUUUAUCCAUACUAAAAUUAAGUGUGGAUCGUUUACCAUUUUCAUCUUUAAAGCAAUGUUUUGCUUAUUGUUCAAAUUUUCCGAAAGAUUUUGUGUUUCAAAAAGAGCAACUAGUCCAAAUGUGGAUGGCACAGGGAUUUAUUCAAGCACAAGGAGGUAGAAUCGACGUAAGAACAAAAAAUGUUGGAGAUGAGUAUUUCAGUAUCUUGUUGUCUCGAUGCUUAUUUCAAGAUGCAAAGAAGGAUAGUGAAGGGAGAAUUAUAAGUUGCAAGAUGCACGAUCUUAUACAUGAUAUUGCGUGUGAAGUUUCAAGUGAUGGAAACUUGGAACUAAAUUCUAGCAAUUUAUUGGAGAAUGUAAGCAAGGUACGCACGAUGAUUUCAUACGAAGAAACACUUCCAAAAGAAAAAAUGAAGUUGGUUGAUGAUAAGAUUACCAAGUUUCUUCCUUUGCGUGUUUUGAUUGUGAACUCAUGGUCCAUAUACAAGCUAUCAAACUCAGUUGGGAAGUUAAAGCACUUGAGAUAUCUUGAAAUUUCAGAUCCUGAAAUAGUUGAGCUUCCACCAUCCAUUGUUUUGCUUUAUAAUUUGCAGACACUGAGAAUUGCAAACUCAAUGAUUAGAGAUCUUCCAAAGAAUUUAAGAGAAUUGGUCAGUUUACGACAUUUGGAUUUUUCGAUGAAGAAUUUAGUUGCCAAGAAGAUGCCUCCACAUUUAAGUCGAUUGACUCAGCUUCAAACAUUGCCUAUUUUUGUAGUUGCAGUGGAGAAGGGUUGUGAUAUUGCAGAACUUGGACCUUUGCCAAACUUGAAAGAUAGUUUGCAACUUUUUUGUCUAGAGAAAGUACAAAGUAAAGAGAAAGCCAAUGAAGGAAGCUUGGAGGGCAAAGAACACUUAGAUGGGUUAGCCUUUAACUGGUCUAAGCAAAGAAAUACUGCUACAUGUUGCAGUGACUUGGAAGUGUUGGAAGGACUUCAACCACCCAAAAAUCUUGGGUCACUGAAAAUCCACAACUUUGCAGGCAAAUGUUUGCCUAACAAGAUCUUUGUUGAGAAUCUAAGAGCAAUUGGUUUAUGGGAUUGUAAAAAUUGUGAAAGGUUUCCAAUGCUUGGGCAAUUAAACAAUCUAAAAGAACUUGAGAUUUAUGGCUUGGAUAGUGUCCAAAGUAUUGGCAAGGAAUUCUAUGGAAAUUAUGAGUCAAACCAAAGGACUUUCUUCUCCAAGCUAGAGAGAUUUAUACUCAAGGGGAUGAUCAACUUAGAGCAUUGGGAAGAAAUAACAACACAUGAUGAUUAUGCAUCAUCAAAUGUUACAACUUUUCCCCACCUUAAAGAGUUGAAAAUUCAUGGAUGUCCCAAAUUAUCAAACAUUCCAAAUGUUUUUGGUUCUUGUGAUGAGAAUGAGGAGGAACACCUUGAGUUAUUAAGCAUUUCACAUUGUGAUCAAUUGAUGAAACUUCCAAAUGGGUUACAAUUUUGCCAUUCCAUUAAACUCAUGGAAAUAGAUCAUAAUGGUUCCUAUUUGAGCUUAAAUUUUCAAACUAAGCCCAAGUUGGUUCAUUUAAGCAUUGGUCCAUUGGAGAAGCUGCCAGAAGAGUUAGGCCAUCUCAUGAAGUUGCAGUCAGUGAAAAUUGUUGGAUGCAUACAAAAUUACGAUUUUAGCCCUCUCAUGCAACUUCCUUCCCUCAAAGAACUUUGUUUAGUUGAGGAUUUGAGGGGUAAUAAGGCAACUCAACUUCCUCAACAACUUCAACACUUGACGGCUUUGAAAUUUCUUUCACUACAACGUUUCAAUGCCAUUGAAACUUUGCCAGAAUGGUUGGGAAACUUUGUAUCUUUGCAUACACUCAGUGUUUCUAACUGUGAAAAUUUGAAACGACUUCCGUCAAGAGAAGCAAUGCUACGUCUCACCAAAUUAAGUCAUUUGUAUGUUAUUCAUUGUCCAAAAAUACAACUUGGUACUGAAGGUGACAUGGAGAUGGCAAAGCUUUCUCAUCUUCCUAAUAUUAAAUUUUACUUGGAUUGUAAUUGUAGUCUUUCGUAUUCCUUAUUGUUGACUUAAAUUCUCUGUCUUCUUCUUGUAUAAGUUUUUGUUGUAAUGCAAAUUGUGAUUCAGGAUUA
Messenger RNA from Benincasa hispida (wax gourd), 3433 nucleotides. Its product is annotated as disease resistance protein RGA2. The record is from RefSeq and is a predicted model, not a curated record. Gene Ontology annotation, molecular function: ADP binding. NCBI's taxonomy places the organism in Eukaryota, Viridiplantae, Streptophyta, Magnoliopsida, Cucurbitales, Cucurbitaceae.